Morone saxatilis (striped sea-bass) is the source of this 2198-nucleotide messenger RNA. Its product is annotated as gap junction alpha-9 protein-like. Gene Ontology annotation, biological process: cell communication. Lineage: Eukaryota; Metazoa; Chordata; Actinopteri; Moronidae. The transcript has a single exon. The coding region runs from base 19 to 1527 and encodes 502 amino acids. Gene Ontology annotation, cellular component: connexin complex. The record is from RefSeq and is a predicted model, not a curated record.
CACUGCUAAUAUAAAAAAAUGGGAGACUGGAACUUCCUCGGAGGGAUCUUGGAGGAGGUGCAUAUCCACUCCACCAUGGUCGGCAAGAUCUGGCUGACCAUCCUGUUCAUAUUCCGGAUGUUGGUGCUGGGCGUCGCAGCGGAGGACGUGUGGAACGACGAGCAGUCGGACUUCAUCUGCAACACCGACCAGCCCGGCUGCCGCAACGUGUGCUACGACCAGGCCUUCCCCAUCUCCCUCAUCCGCUACUGGGUGCUGCAGGUGAUUUUCGUGUCUUCGCCCUCCCUGGUGUACAUGGGUCACGCCAUCUACCAGCUGCGAGCUCUGGAGAAGGAGCGGCACUGCAAGAAGGUGGCUCUCCGUCGGGAGAUGGAGGCGGUGGACGUGGAGCUGGUGGAGGUGAGGAGGAGGAUUGAAAAGGAGAUGAGGCAGCUGGAGCAAGGGAAGCUCAACAAAGCACCGCUGAGGGGCUCGCUGUUGUGUACGUAUGUGGCCCACAUUGUCACUCGCUCAGUGGUGGAGGUCAGCUUCAUGAUGGGUCAGUACAUCCUCUACGGACACCACCUGAGCCCUCUUUACAAGUGUGAAAGGGAGCCGUGCCCGAACGUGGUGGACUGCUUCGUCUCCAGGCCCACGGAGAAAACGGUUUUCAUGAUGUUCAUGCAAGCGAUUGCCUCCAUCUCCCUCUUCCUCAGCCUUCUUGAGAUCAUGCACCUGGGGUUCAAGAAGAUUAAGAAGGGCAUCCUGGACUAUUACCCACACCUGAAGGACGACCUCGAUGAUUAUUACCUCAACAAGUCAAAAAAGAACUCGGUUGUGCAUCAGGUUUACAUGGGCACGUCUGUGGGUCGCAAGGCUACUAUUCCCACAGCACCAUGUGGGUACACAUUACUGUUGGAGAAGCAGGGCAAUGGACCUGCCUACCCUCUUCUCAAUGCCUCCUCUGCCUUCGUCCCAAUACAAGGGGACCCUGGUGCAAAGCCAGACAGCCACAAGGACGGCAAGGAGGGAGUGCCAAGCCCCACGGAGCAAAACAGCAACUCCAACAACACAAGCAGCGAGACACGUUCUCCUCCUGCAGACAAACAGGAUGAGCCAGAGGAACCAUCUUCGCCCCAUCACGAGGACAUGGAGUGUGCCAACUCCGAGUAUCCCACCCUGCCCGUAGCAGACACCUCCUCCUGCACAACGCUGUCAGGCAUUGCCAGGAAGUCACGGAGGGUCAGUCCACCGUGGCACUGCUCCACUCUGGUGGAGGGGAACGGCUCAGACAGCGGGGAUUCCUACCACGGGAACAACAGCAUGAAGCUACGUAGCAGCUGUGUCGGCCCCCGAGCGAGGAUGCUCCCUAAAUCAGACAUUAAGAGGCCGAGCAGGUCCCAGAGCCCGGACUCUGCAGGGGAGCUGAGCUCUGUGUCUCGACACAGCCGUGAGAGUAACAGUCCCACGGCUUCUUCUCCAAACCGCCGAGUGUCAGCGGCGAGCAGUGCCAGCAGCAGACGAGCUCCAACUGAUCUGCAGAUAUAAAACAAUGAGUGUCUGCUCACCAACAUGGCAACAGAUACUCUAAAUAAGCCAUGUUUGGGUGAAGGUUGUGGGAACACUAUAUUACUGCACUUUUCACACAUUUGAUGUUCUUUAAAAGACAUUGAAACAAGCACAAACAAGCCUUUGUUACCCCGUGCUAUGAAGAUUAUGCUUCGACACCCAAGAGAAGCCUUCUUUUCCAAUCAUAUUUAACAAGAACUUAAGAAGCAUAAUGACAUUCUGCUCUUCACACUUUGACCGCAGCGGAUUCUGUCGUUUCCUCACAUUUCCAGAUCUGCCACAGAGAUUCAGAUGGACAUUUUAUGAUUUGUUUGUAUGCAGCAGCUCUGUCUGAAUGAUUAGAGGGGCAAUGGAAAAAAUGGAAAACAAAUCUAUAACGUUGUUUUAGGUCGCCUAGUGGUGUUAUGCAACCGGUGUGAUUCAAUCCAACGUGUCUGAGAGUCCUUCAGCAGGAACAGCAAACAUAAAAAUAAACCCCAGUUCUGCAAAAUGAGUGCUGAAUAUCUUGGUGACAUGAAUAAAAAUGUAUUUAAUGUGUUGUCAUCUAUCAGACUUUAUUUUCCCAUCAGGUAAACAAGCAGCAAUCUCUGAAUUAUUGUUUGGUUUUGUAUGAAAAUGUAUUUUUUACUAGAUACUCAUUCAUGCAGUUG